ACCAGCAGCUCACUUGAGCGGAAAUGAGUAAUGUUUAGUUGGAGCGGUUUGUUUAGUUACAAAGAGCAGAUACAGAUUGUACAAGAGAGAAGAAAAAAAAAAACCUCAGCAGGAUCUGGACAGUCUCUUCUCUCCACCUCCUCAAUGCUUCACCCCUGGCUGCCCUCUCUUUAGACGAGUUUUCGUUUAGCUUUUUCUCUCGCAUCACUACUCUCCAGUGCGUGGACAUGGGUUUCAGAGGCUUCAUUGUUCUGGUUGUGUUAAUGGGAAUGAGGGGGAGUCCCACUGGAGCAGUGAGCCUGAAGGACGAGUCGGCCCAUCCAAACUUUGUCACUAGAGAACAGAAAGAUCUGACAGUGGAGGAGGGAAGGGGGGAUGUAAUGGCAACUGGCGAGCUGAACCCCAGUCAUUUUCCUGCACGAAGGGCGGCAAAGGUUGUCCAGCACUACCUGAACACUCGCUACGGCUCCCCAUACAGGCUGUUUGGUCUGGAGGACGUUCACAGUGCCACUGCGGAGGAUGUGGCCGACACUGGAAGAAGGUACCACCUCCAGAUCUCAGCGCAUGAAAUUAUCAGCAACAGGACGCAGAAGUGCUCAGCAGAUGUCUUCUUUCCGCGGGGAGAGCCAACACAAUCACCAGAGGUGAAGGCUUCCUGUGAAGAGCUCCUACAAAACACCACAGCUCAAGAGGAAGCCUUAUACCAGAGGUACAAGGAGGGCCACAGCCUGCUGUCUGCACAGUACAUACCUGACAGCCAGGGCCACAUUGAGCCUGACAUGAUGCCCUUCUGGCACCUCAGCAUCGUGGCUUCCAGCUUCAUCAUGCUACAUGAAUCCACAGAAAACACUCUGUACAACAUGGCUCAGGUGGCCCAGAUCACACAGCUGGAAACUGAAAGAGAGGAGCUAAAGUUUGACUCCCACAUGUUGCUGCAUGACAUGGUGUCUCAGGAAAUUCUCCACUGGAAGCUGCUUUUCACAUGGUCUCCUGCAGAGGGCGUUAAAGUGCAGCAGAUGCAGCAGAUACCGAAGCCGAAUCACUGAAUGUUAAAAAGUUAAACUCCAAGUACAAACAUACUGCUGGUAUUCACCAUGUUGCCAUGACACUAUUUUGUACUCUUUUUACUGCUUUAUGAUUGUAUUUAGAGAGAGGGUAGAAAAACAAAAGGGAGAUUUGUCCCGACGACUGAAAUGUAUGCUUAAUAAAUUCCAUGAAACGUU
Messenger RNA from Oryzias latipes (Japanese medaka), 1223 nucleotides. RefSeq names its product latexin (gene lxn). The record is from RefSeq and is a predicted model, not a curated record. Gene Ontology annotation, molecular function: metalloendopeptidase inhibitor activity. Lineage: Eukaryota; Metazoa; Chordata; Actinopteri; Beloniformes; Adrianichthyidae.